Molecule: messenger RNA, 183 nt
Organism: Penicillium pulvis
Lineage: Eukaryota; Fungi; Ascomycota; Eurotiomycetes; Eurotiales; Aspergillaceae
Exons: 2
Coding region: 1-183 (60 amino acids)
Source: RefSeq, a predicted model, not a curated record
AUGCAGGGCAUCUCCAUCUUCUUCCUCGCUGCUUUCGCCGCUUUGAGCAGCGCCGCUGCUAUCAGCGGUGAACACCUGACGGAGCGCUCUUGCGCCGGUUUCGGUCAAUUUUGCAGCGUCGACUCUGACUGCUGUAGCGGUCUCAACUGCUUUGAAUCGACUCACUGCUACCCGGUUUCAUAA